Molecule: messenger RNA, 77 nt
Organism: Acanthoscelides obtectus
Lineage: Eukaryota; Metazoa; Arthropoda; Insecta; Coleoptera; Chrysomelidae
Source: the annotation of a GenBank genome assembly
AUUAAGAAACUGGUUGGGAAUUGAAUUAAAUUGUUUAACAGCACUGCAUGAGAAUGAACGUUGAAACAAUGCACUAG